UUUUGCUUGGUUCACAGUUUACGUGGAUGUUAAUAGCCUAAUGGAGUCAUCUUCAAUCUUUCAACUCUCCUUCUUUCCACCAAAACCUGUUACUCAAUCACGCAAAUCUAAUCCGUUUUAUCUUCGUAAUUGUCCAUGGAAGCAAAGCCCUUUGCGAUCGACUCGCCGUUUCUGUCACAAAAUGUUUGUCCCCGCAGGAUUUGGAGAAGCAUCACCAGAAGCAAAAGCAGCUCAGAACCUCCACAGCUUCUUCACAUAUGUUGCUGUAAAGAUUGUUCUUGCUCAGCUUGAGAGUUAUAACCCCGAGGGACAUGUGGAAUUGAUGGACUUCGUACAAAGUAACUCCUUGAACGAUGGGGAUGAAUUUUGUGCGAAUCUUAUGCGAGUGUCUUCAAGGCAUAAGGGUCUAGCCCUGCGCAUUUUAGAGGUAAGAUCUGCAUACUGCAAAAAGGAUUUUGAGUGGGACAACUUAAACAAGUUAGCUGUGAAGAUGGUUGAUGAUUCUAACACAAGAAUUAUGAGGGAUUAUGUUUUGGAGACCAGUCAUUUGGAAAAGGAAAACUGAUAACACUGCUCUCAUACCUACUUAUCUAUGUAUAUACUUAUAUUCACUUUGUAACAUGUUUAAAAAUAUGGAACACAAUACUCCUAUUUAAGGUUAUCUUGUUCUCAGCUUA
Messenger RNA from Papaver somniferum (opium poppy), 677 nucleotides. Its product is annotated as chaperonin-like RBCX protein 1, chloroplastic. The coding region runs from base 41 to 565 and encodes 174 amino acids. The record is from RefSeq and is a predicted model, not a curated record. Lineage: Eukaryota; Viridiplantae; Streptophyta; Magnoliopsida; Ranunculales; Papaveraceae. Gene Ontology annotation, molecular function: protein folding chaperone. Gene Ontology annotation, biological process: ribulose bisphosphate carboxylase complex assembly. The transcript has 6 exons.